Molecule: messenger RNA, 975 nt
Organism: Knipowitschia caucasica
Lineage: Eukaryota; Metazoa; Chordata; Actinopteri; Gobiiformes; Gobiidae
Source: the annotation of a GenBank genome assembly
AUGAGGCUGGUGCUACCGAACCCAGGGCUGGAGCAGCGAAUACUCGACUAUGAGCAGCUGGAGAAACUGGAACAAGAGGUGCUCCAGGACAGGCCCAAGUGGGACAACAAGGCUCAGUACAUCCUCACCUGCGUUGGGUUUUGUAUAGGACUUGGAAAUGUGUGGCGCUUUCCCUACUUGUGUCAAAGCCAUGGAGGAGGUGCCUUCCUGAUCCCAUAUCUGAUAUUACUGGUGCUGGAGGGAACGCCACUGCUUCUCCUGGAGUUUGCUAUUGGCCAGCGGCUGAGGAAAAGCAGUGUAGGAGUGUGGCGUACCAUUAACCCAUAUCUGACCGGACUUGGUAUCUCAUCUAUGCUAGUGUCCUUUUUAAUUGGACUGUACUACAAUACCAUAACAGCAUGGAUCCUAUGGUACUUAUUUAAUUCCUUUCAAGACCCUCUUCCCUGGGAUCAGUGCCCCCUCAAUGAGAAUAAGACAGGAUCAGUCUAUCGAGCUGCCAGUGCUGGCUUCUGCUUCAGUGGAUCCACAAUGAAAGUGCUACUCCCAAACCCUGGACUGGACGAGCGCAUCCAGACAUAUGAGGAACUAGGCAGGAUGGACAAAGAGCAGGCUGAGGACCGGCCCAAGUGGGACAACAAGGCCCAGUACAUUCUGACCUGUGUGGGAUUCUGCAUCGGCAUCGGCAAUGUGUGGCGCUUUCCGUACCUGUGCCAGAGCCAUGGAGGAGGAAUCCAGUGGCCUAUGGUGGUUUGUCUGUUUGUGGCCUGGACAGGAAUUGGGGUUUGCUACAUCAGAGGAAUAAGCAGCUCUGGAAAGCUGACGGAGUUAGUGAACCCAACAACUUGGCUUGAUGCCGGGGCACAAGUCUUUUAUGCCUUCAGUUUAGCUUGGGGUGGACUGAUUUCAUUCUCAAGCUACAACCCAGUGCAUUGUUACAUGUGGUGUUGCCUUUGUCAUCACGCUUCUAUUGGGUAA